AAGGUCACAUCGAGUGAGCAAGUGCGAAAUUGAAAACAGUUCACGAAUGCUCAUACAAGAAGCUCAUUCCACGGCCUGCAGGUUGAAGAUUCAAGGCAAGGUCAGAUUGUGAUUCGUAAGUCGCCCUCGUACAUGAUACACAUCUUCAGGCUUCAUUAAAUAUUAAUUGCCCCAUCAGUCUGGGAGACACAUCAGCACCAUGUAGCCCUCCAGCAAAGCCCCCACUAUCAGGCGCUCAGGGACGCCCUUUCGGUGGCAGUCGAGGGACAGCGCCAAAUGGUCCAUGUCCUAGUUCAACAUGACUGUUCACAAGUGUUUACGGCGCCUCACGUCGGCAUCGCAAUUAACACAGUAAAGGAAGUGAAGAGCAUGACAUUGCUAAAGCGCCAGUUGGACAUACUCGUGUCUCAGAGCUUUGACGAGGUGGUAGCCCACACCUGCGGAGAAGUGCUCGAGGAUGACCAGAAGAUCGUGUUGUUUGUUGGUUGGAAGUCACAUGAACAUCGUGAGAGCUUGAAACGGAACAAAGAUCCCGAACUGGAGAAGCUGAUCGGGAACAUAAACCUUCUGGCAGACGUAAAUGUCAGACAUGUGGGGUUCAAGAAGUAUUCAGCAUAGGAGUCUUGUGGAUGUUCACCAGAGUACAUUGAUGUUGUCUUGCAGAUCGCAUGGGCUAGCUCAGGUCUAAUACUGAAUCAAUGGAUCAGUAUUUUUUAUUUUAAUGACGCCACAUGAACUUCGAUUGAUGCCUUAACCAAAU
This is a messenger RNA of Suillus paluster, 760 nucleotides long. RefSeq lists its product as uncharacterized. Lineage: Eukaryota; Fungi; Basidiomycota; Agaricomycetes; Boletales; Suillaceae. The transcript has 2 exons. The coding region runs from base 277 to 618 and encodes 113 amino acids. The record is from RefSeq and is a predicted model, not a curated record.